This is a messenger RNA of Durotheca rogersii, 1993 nucleotides long. RefSeq lists its product as uncharacterized. NCBI's taxonomy places the organism in Eukaryota, Fungi, Ascomycota, Sordariomycetes, Xylariales, Xylariaceae. The transcript has 2 exons. Bases 338 to 1909 code for a protein of 523 amino acids. Gene Ontology annotation, biological process: Golgi to plasma membrane protein transport. The record is from RefSeq and is a predicted model, not a curated record. Gene Ontology annotation, cellular component: trans-Golgi network.
UGUGCGCAGUCCGCGUCAAAUGACGUCCCUGCACAUCUGACGCAAAACCAACCGGCGCCUCCAGCAGAUCAGAUCAAUCCGCCCUGCUUCUUCAUCGUCCUUCUUCUUCUGCUCUCCACUUGCUACCAUCCAGCGGCCUGGAGAUGACGACGGCGGCCUAGACGAUCCAUCGUCCUACACAUGCCCUCAACUGCACACAAAAAAUAUCCGGCAGCGUCUUCGUUGUCUGCUGUUGCGCUUUAUGGAUCCAGCCGGCUUGCGUUGACCCAUACCAGAGCCUUAGCCCGACCCUCUAUUGGAACGGCAGCUAGACGGAUCCCCGUCCAGCUUGGCUACCAUGUCUUUGUUUACGGCUGCUCUCGUCCCCGGCUACGGCCUGGGUUUUCUUGUGCUCGGGGCUUCGCUCCACGACAUCUUGACGCGGCUCAAGGCCGAACCGCCGCGGUUUCCCAAGCUUGAUCUCGCCUACUCCCCGAGAAAUCCCGUUACCGAGCCCAUCAUUCUCACUCUUCCGGCAAACGGCGUACGGCUGCGCUUCGACGGCCCCGAGCAGCGCCUCCGCCUCAUCGAGAUUAUCGAUUUCAGCAAGAACCGCAUCACCUACCAAGACAAGGACAUCGCGAAACCGGCUAAUACCCAGGGGACCGCCGGCUCCCCUAGGCAGGGCGCGGAUGUUGCCACUGGUCCGGCAUUUAAGAAUGUCUACCACCGCCUAUUCGGCCCGACGUACGCCGGAGAGUACAUCCCUCCGUCGGCACCGCGAAACGGCAAUGCCGUGGGAACGUACAUUCUGUCUUAUCCUGGUGUGGCAUUUAGCUUCCCCUUGCCGCCAUCCGCCUACUUUCCAGAUAAGGAUGUAGUAUCACUGUUAUCUUCGCCGGCCAGCCAGACGGCCGGCUCCGUUGCCGUAUUCAACGGGAAGUCCUGGGCUCACGCGCGCGAGACCCUGUGGACGGAGGUGCUUCCUAGCGUGAAACCGACUGCGAGCAAGAGUAGGGAGGUCGUUCCUGACGAGGUCUCGUUGGUCAAGAUCCACGGUGGUGGCAAGCUGCAGCUGUUCAAGAAGUGGACAAGUGCUUCGAUAUGGAUCAACUUGGGAGAGACUACUCCUCAAGAGCUAGUAGCCGAGCUGGGCCCCCCUGACGCCAUAUAUCGGAAGAAUGACCAGAGGAUGUACAUUCACAAGACGCGCACUGCGAGCCACAGCAGGUCAAGAUCUACCGGCGGGGAUUACCGACGCCCCGAAGACCUCACCGACACCGACCAAUCCUCGGCGCAUACGGGCACGGAUGAUUCUGAAGACGAGGCCGUCGAGGACGACUUCGUCGGCAACGUAUCAGGAGAAUGUUUUUACAACUACUUCUACCUAGGAUUCGACAUACUGAUAUCGCCGCCCCAACCCUCUUCGCGGGCGCCGCCAUCGCAGGCAGCCGCAUUGGGCGGAGACCCGGCGGCGGGGGAGAACCUGUUCAAGACCGGAAUAACGGACCGCUUAGUGGCCACAAAGAUGGUCCUCCACGCCAACGUCCCCGGCUCCUACCCGUUCAACCGCCAUCGUCGUUGCCGCUGGGAGAUAUCGUAUCUCGCAGCCGACAACCCCGAUCGCGUCCCCAAUUCCGAGACGCCGUUCGACGAGGUCGAGGAACGGUUGCGGGAAGAGUGGAGGGCCACGUACCCGUCAGCCGAAGACGGCAAGAGGCGCCAACGGGGGAUGGUGCUGAAUCGGGGGUGGGGCGACAGUCCGGGUAGCAGUUGCGAGUUUCUUGGGGGCUGGGAAGACAGCAGCGGAGGAGUCUCUGCGAAGAAGUUUGACGGGAACGAGGACUCCACUACCACUUUAUACGGAUUCCCAGGGUUGGUUUUGGAAGUUCUCAAGAACGGUUUCGUAAGUGCGGUCACGGUCUACUAAGUGGAAUCGGAGGGGCGAGGUCUCGGGAGUUUUUGCUGUCGGUUUCUUAUUGGUUUGCAUCGGGUAGCUUUUAGAUUCCAGGCA